Molecule: messenger RNA, 504 nt
Organism: Leucoraja erinaceus (little skate)
Lineage: Eukaryota; Metazoa; Chordata; Chondrichthyes; Rajiformes; Rajidae
Gene: ndufa5
Product: NADH:ubiquinone oxidoreductase subunit A5
Exons: 5
Coding region: 67-417 (116 amino acids)
Biological process (GO): respiratory electron transport chain
Source: RefSeq, a predicted model, not a curated record
GGGAGGACCGGCUCUGCGCUCGAUGCAGCGGCACUGGAGGACCGGCCCAGCCGCAGCGCCGUCGCCAUGGCCGGCGUCCUCAAGAAAACCACUGGAUUGGUGGGUCUUGCUGUGGCCCAGAAUCCCCUUGAGAAACUAAGAAUUUUGUACACCAGAGUCCUCACUGCACUUGAAGCCAUCCCUCCAGAUGCAGCAUAUAGGAAGUACACUGAACAAAUCAUCAAUGAAAGGUUUAAUUUGAUCAAAUCAGAGCAUGAUGUUCAAAAAGUAGAAGAGAAAAUGAACUGUGGCCAGGUAGAAGAAAUUAUUACGCAGGCAGAGAAUGAACUUUCACUUGCCAAGAAAAUGGCCAAGUGGAAACCCUGGGAGCCUUUAAUAGACGAAGCUCCUCACAACCAAUGGAAAUGGCCUAUUUAAGCUUUAUGUAAAAUUCGGGUUGUGCAAACUUUCCUAUAUCUUGUUAAUUCUGUGCUGUACAAAUGUCAUUAAAAUGGUUCCCUGAAA